UAACGCCGGGCUAACCGCUAACGGUUUGCAAAACAAAAAUUAUGACCAUUGUGCAUCGCGUAAAGCGUUUCGUUUGAAACUGUUGGUCGUCCACUUGUCCGUAGCCAACAUUAACAAUAAUUGUAUAAAUUAUUGGUUAGCUGUACCUUCGAUGAUAGUAAUCCGUCUUGCGUGAGCACGAAACCGAUUCCAGACGUCGUACAACGUUAAUGUGUUCCGUUGUUUGACUGCAGUAUCCAACAUCAUGCACUCUCCGCUGUUCUGUAACCUACCGGUGACCAAUACUACACUGUCUUCAACACUGUUGGCGUCUAUAGACCCGAACAAUACCAGUUAUUCACUGAUCGAGCGGAUCAGAGUGAUUUCAAGCUACAUUGACGAUGCAAAUGAAAGAGAUUUGUACAAUAUCUUUGCCGAUAUCAUAUUUGAAAUUUUUGGACGUGGCUCCGAUAAAGGAUGGGAAUUAGAUAAGCUCAAGACUAGAAUAUCUGAUGAACAAAAAUACAUUUGUCGAGAACCAGACAGUGUGUAUCACUUUUUGUCUAGUAGUGGCCAUAUUUUUAAAUUAUGCUACAAAUUGCUGUCCAACAAUUUGCUAAAAUUUAAUAUUUAUUUUUCUGAUUUGCCAAUUGAGCUUAGACGAAAAAUUGAUAAAUCAUUUGGACAAUCUUAUUAUGGUUCACGAUUUUUGUACCAUGCUGAUUCAAUUUCACCCAUUGGACUAAACUUGAAUUCUUUUGAAUACUAUAUGUUUCAUUUUGCAAUAUAUGGGUUAAAGUUGACCUCUGAUGAUAUUUCUAAUGGCAAUUAUGAUUCUAAUCAACUAUCUGUGUACAAAUUGUUGUGCUUAGAGUAUCUUAAAUUUUUUUUGCCAUUAGAUAAUUCAGCUUCUAUGAUUUUACCCCAAAUACAGUUCAAUGUUUUAUCAGCAAUUCCUAAUCAAAAACAAAAUACAAGUACAAGUAAAUUAUUGAACUUCAUAAAAAAAGAUGUUGCUUCUAAUGAUUUAUUAAGCGAAAACAUUUUAAGUUCAUCUUGGAUGUUGACAUCAGAAGCAACAUGGCGUAGUGAAGUAGUAGCAUUUUUUUUUGCUGAUAUAUGGUUAAAUUGUAACGUAUUGACUAAUGCAUCAUUCAUUGAUUUAACAAAGCUGAUAAGAUGUUUUAUAAAACAUUUACAUUUAUAUUCAAACUGUGCCAAACAUCAGCCAGUAGACAACUUAAAACUAAUAUUGAUGGCUCGUCAUGGUAUACAAAUCUAUCAGUAUUUAUCAUAUUACAUGGUUAAUUGGCCACAAGAUUUUUCAUUUCGCCUUAUGCUUGAAAAUUGGCUUUGUUAUAUUCAACCUUGGCGUUAUGACGAUUUAUCUAAGCAGCAAUGUUCUAUCACAGAAUUAGAAAUGAAUAAUAAAUGGAGAAUUUUUAUCAUCCGAAAUUUACUAUGUUAUACCAAAUUAUUUUAUCUUGCCAUAAAAAGAUUCAUUUGUAUAGAUGUUUGUUCACCAAGAUAUUCGAUUAUGGUUUAUCGGAUGCUAAAAGUUUUUACCCACCCAUAUUUAUUGAAAUUGGUACUUGAUAUAGAACAAAUGUAUACAAGCAACCAACCACAACAUAAAAAAUGGAAUAUGCUAUUGUCUGAAUGUUUGGUUGAGGCUGAAGGUCCGUUGUUUAAAUAUGAACUAAUGUUUUCAGAAGAACGUAAUCGUGAAUAUAAACUAUUUCAUUUGAAACUACAAAAGUCAUUAGAUCAUGUUGCUGAAGAAUUGGGUCGCUAUCAAGAAGACCAAAUAGGUAGAAAUAAUUCAUCUAUGUUGGAAUUAAUUUUAACACCUAGAAAAAAUAAAAUGUCAGAUUAUACUCUUAAUGAGUGGAAAGAUAUUCAAACUAAUCUUAAAUCAUCAUUAAUGUUCAUGGAACAAAUUAUUAAUGUUAAUAUUACAACUAUGCCAAUGAUGGCCGAUUUGUCAGCGUGGUCUAUUUCUGGUGUAAGCGGGAAUAAUACUACUUCAAGCGUAUUCAAUAAAAGUCAUUCUCUUAUUCAGUCAUUUGAACGUAGUACUAUGAAUUUAUCUUUUAGAUCUGUAAUUCGUGCAAAAGAAUGGGAGAUCGACCCAGAUUAUUUGGAAGCUUUAUCCUAUGAAAACUAUUUUCUUGUCAAUCUAAGCAAAUUUUUAAGAAAUACUGUUGAGUUAUAUUGUAAUUCACAGAUCCUACAUUUAUCUACAGAAAAUUCUAUUUUUGCGGGCGUUCUGCGUCAAGCAUUAUUAAGGAAACCAAUGAAGAUAUUUUCCUACGAGCCUAGAAAUGAUGGAUCUGGAAAACGAGUCAGAACGCCUAAAAUUCUUCCACCCACGAUUAGUUUUCGGUGGAUGGCAUCAUACUUUACUCUCUCUUGGAUUUUAUUUUUGUUAACAUUAACUUGGAUGUUUAACAACACUGGCUUUUGGAUAGGCCUGUUCUUUGUCCUGCGUAUUUUAUAUUUAUGUCUAAAAUAUUUAAUUGGGUAUGCACCACCGUUCAGCUGGGACAAUAUUCACGAAAACUAGUUGUUAUGUUAAAUUUUUUGCAUUUAUCUUACUAAAUGUAAAUUUUAAGUUAAAUAACUAAAUUUGUACUGAAUUUAAACUUAUUUCUAUGAUUAUUGUUUUUUUACAUUUGUAUUGUCUUACAACUUGAAGUUAAAUUAAAUGUGUACAUCUUUCUUGAUUAACAACUUUAUUUUACAAUUAUGAAAUUAGACAAGAUAAAAUGUUGUUUUGCAUGACAUUUUCCCAUUAGUUUUAUAAAUUACAAAAUAAAUAUUUUCGUAUUUGUGUACCUAUUAAAUGUUAAUAUAAGAUAUUAUUAAAGUGUCUUUUUAUAAAAAAUUGUAAAACUGUAGGAUCCUUGUAAAAAAAUUGAUGGCACUAAAUGAUUUUUCAGUUCAAAGGAGUUUCUGUGAUAAAGAAACUAAAAUAUAUGGAUAUAGGUUAAUGCGGGACUGUUGUUAUUCUCUGUUGUAAGGAGAUUUCCCUCA
This is a messenger RNA of Metopolophium dirhodum (rose-grain aphid), 3015 nucleotides long. Its product is annotated as sphingomyelin phosphodiesterase 4. The coding region runs from base 245 to 2545 and encodes 766 amino acids. The record is from RefSeq and is a predicted model, not a curated record. Gene Ontology annotation, biological process: ceramide biosynthetic process; sphingomyelin catabolic process; glycerophospholipid catabolic process. Lineage: Eukaryota; Metazoa; Arthropoda; Insecta; Hemiptera; Aphididae. Gene Ontology annotation, molecular function: sphingomyelin phosphodiesterase D activity. The transcript has 14 exons.